Molecule: messenger RNA, 846 nt
Organism: Meriones unguiculatus (Mongolian gerbil)
Lineage: Eukaryota; Metazoa; Chordata; Mammalia; Rodentia; Muridae
Product: taste receptor type 2 member 114-like
Exons: 3
Coding region: 1-846 (281 amino acids)
Biological process (GO): detection of chemical stimulus involved in sensory perception of bitter taste; sensory perception of taste; G protein-coupled receptor signaling pathway
Cellular component (GO): membrane
Molecular function (GO): G protein-coupled receptor activity
Source: RefSeq, a predicted model, not a curated record
AUGACUAACCUGCUGUCCCAGCAGGAAUUAAUAAAUGUCACUUUCUCUACAGUCAUAAGCAGAUGUUCCCGGUACAUAGUGCUGGGAAUCAUGAUUGAUUUGAGGAUACUGAAAACAGGAAAGGCCAAAAGAAGAAAUUUGUCUGCUUCCCAUUCAGAAAUGACCACUAUGAGUUAUGCAUGGAUAGUUAUCAGUCAAUUGAACGUGUGGUUUGCCACCAACCUCAGUAUUUUCUAUUUCCUGAAGAUAGUAAAUUUUCCCCACUAUAUACUAUUCUGGUUAAAACGAAGAAUUAAUAUAGUUUUUCUCUUCCUGGUUGGGUGCUUGCUCUUGUCAUGGUUGUUUUCUUUCUCAGUGGUUAUGAAGAUGACUAAAGAUAGUAAAAUGCUGUAUGUGAACACAUCCUGGCAAUUCCACUUGAUGAAAAGAGAGUUAGUCAAUAACUAUGUUUUCACCAAUAUGGGAGUAUUUUCAUUCUUUGUGAUAAUGUUAACUGUAUGUCUUUUGUUAAUCAUGUCGCUUUGGAGACACAACAGGCAGAUGCAGUUGAAUGGAUCAGGAUUCAGAGAACUCAACAAAGAAGUUCAUGUGAAAGCAAUAAAAGUUUUGCUGUCUUUUAUUAUCCUUUUCAUAUUGCAUUUCAUGGGUAUUGCCAUCGAUGCAAUAUGUCUGUUAAUCCCAGAAUGCAACCUGUUAUUCAUGUUUGGUUUGACAAUUACAUUCAUCUAUCCCUGCUGUCACUCGUUUAUCCUAAUUUUAGCCAACAGUAAACUGAAGCAAGUUUCUGUAAAGAUGUUGCAACAAUUAAAGUGCUCUGAAAAAAGAAACUGUGUCAGAGCCACAUGA